This is a messenger RNA of Salvia miltiorrhiza (redroot sage), 1282 nucleotides long. RefSeq names its product LOB domain-containing protein 15. Bases 394 to 1086 code for a protein of 230 amino acids. The transcript has 3 exons. The record is from RefSeq and is a predicted model, not a curated record. Lineage: Eukaryota; Viridiplantae; Streptophyta; Magnoliopsida; Lamiales; Lamiaceae.
CAAAUCAAAUAUUUAUUGUUGAACGUGUGAAGCAAAGUCAGGAUGUGUUGCUUUCCUAAAGUCAAUUUCUGCGAGAUCUCACACAUGGGCAACCUCUCUCAAGAGCUGGCAUUCUCCUCUCUCUCUCUCUCUCUCUCUCUCUCUCUCUCUCUCUCUCUCAUCACCUUGUGUUGUGCUUGCUAGCCAGCCGCCCUCAAUAGUUUUUACUUCACCAAUUUCCACACUUAAAGAUCUUGCCACUUUCUUCAACAAACACAACAUUGACCCUACUUUGUGUGUGUGUGUGUGUGAGAGAGAGAGAGAGAGAGAUCUGAUCUUUGAAGCAAGCCCUUUUUGUAAUCUUCUGCCUCUUCACUUUCAAUUUUGUUGUUUUCUUACAUAUAUAUUUCUUGAAUGUCAAGAGAAAGGGAAGGGGUUGGUGAGAUCGGGAAGAAGCUGAAGACGGAGAUCGAUGGUUCAUCGCCGUCGGCGUCGGUGAGUAUGGGAAGGAGACACGUUUUCGGACCGCCGGGAAGCUUAAACACGAUCACGCCGUGCGCUGCGUGCAAGCUUUUGAGGCGAAGAUGUGCUGAGGAAUGCCCCUUUUCGCCCUAUUUCUCCCCACACGAACCCCACAAAUUUGCUGCUGUUCACAAAGUCUUCGGAGCUAGCAAUGUUUCCAAGAUGCUCAUGGAGGUGCCGGAAGCUCAAAGAGCAGACGCAGCCAACAGUUUGGUGUAUGAAGCAAACGUGAGACUAAGAGAUCCAGUUUAUGGGUGCAUGGGUGCAAUUUCUGCUCUGCAGCAGCAGAUCCAAACUCUGCAAGCGGAGCUCAACGCGGUGAGGGCUGAGAUACUCAGAUAUAAGUAUAGAGAAGCUGCGAAUUCCAUCAUCGCUUCCACCAACGCCGCACUCGCCGUGUCCGUGGCCGAGCUGCCGCAGGCUCCGCCCACCCCGACGCCCUCUCAGCCGGCUCCAGUAGCAGCGCCGCCGCCGCCGUCAAUUGUCAUCACCUCCACUUCUUCGGCUCCGUCUCUGUACACAUCCCCUUCUAGCACGGCUAGCUACACCAGCAUUACCAAUAACCAUAUACCUUUCUUUGACUAAAUCGAUCUAUCCUAUCCAUCUUCUCUUUUUUCCUUUUUUUUUUUUGUUUUUUUUAUAGUUUGGUUUUCUGAUUAGUAGAGAACUAGGGUCCUCUAAAUCAAAUCUGGUGAUUAGGAAUAAAAAAGAAAACCCUUGUUUUAUAUAAAUCGUGGAAUUUCACUUUAAUUUCCCCUAUUAUAUAUACUGUGUUCAUAUA